AUGAUUCCCCAACACAAUCAGGUUAUCAACGCGUUGUCACAGCACGACAGCGAGAUGGAUACGGUGAUGGUGCAGCAACAGCAGCAGCUGCAGCAGCAGCAGUACAACGGCAACGGCUCACCGCCCGUCUUCGGCUCCCAGAUGGUGGAUAAGAACUCUAGCACACCCUACACCGAUGCAACACAGACGAAAAAACACAGUCCAGGCCACAUCAAGCGACCGAUGAAUCCGUUCAUGGUGUGGAGCCAGAUUGAGCGGCGCAAGAUCUGUGAGGUGACGCCCGAUAUGCAUAAUGCGGUCAUCUCAAAGAACCUGGGUCAGCGCUGGAAGCAGCUAAGCCAGGAAGAGCGCCAGCCAUUCAUCGAGGAAGCGGAACGUUUGCGCAAGCUGCACACGCAAGAGUACCCCAAUUACAAGUACCGUCCAAAGAAGAAGCAGGUUAAGGGUGUUAGUGGUGGAGGCACUGGCGGUUCAUCCAAGAACGGUUCAUCUUCGUCCUCCUCCACGGGUGCCGGCUCACCUGCCCUGUCCACAUCGUCGUCCUCCUCCUCCUCGACAGGCUCGCCCGAGUCCGUGUCGUCUCGGGACAGCUGUGGAUCGUCGAGUAGUUCCUCUUCGUCGUCAACCUCGUCUGCCGGUGGUAAGUCACCAGCGUCUUCCGGUAAGCGCAGCCGAACCGCUAGCGGGAAGGUCUCCAAGGCUGGCGCUGGUAACGGUGGCUCGCUCAAGGCCAAAAAGCAAGUAAUCAUUGACGAACUCGGCCAGCCUACCAUGGCUGCGGUAGCGACGGCCGCCACUGUGACUACGCUAGCGGCUCAACCCGACUGUUACUCGCUGGCGGCUACCCAACCGCUGCCAAACUCACCAGAGAGUGCUACCUUGUACGACGAACGGUCGCUGAUCUCGCCCGAGCCCUCGUUCGGUCCAUUCUCCGAAAGUACCCCGAUCUUUAUACGAACGCCAGAUCACAACGUGUUCGUGGUGGACGAAAGUAAUCACUUUGAUCAUGAAGCCAAAGGCUUCCUGUACGCGCACGGUACUACGCCAGAUCUCACUGGUGACAGCGUGGGGAGUCCGCUGGGCCAUAACGCCACCAUUAUCACCUCCGUCACCUCCGCAACUACAACCACCAGCAACAGUAGCCCGAGCGCGCUAAGUCACGGUGCACACGUGACGUCCUGCAACAGUCCACUUCCGCAGCAUCACAAUCAACACAAUCAGCAACAACACAACAACAACAACAGUCUUCAGAUCAACAACAAUCACCUCCAGCAUCAGCAGCAAACGACGCCGUCCGUCAAGUCCGUCUACACCGACAGCGACGGAGACUGCGUAAAGACGGAGAAGUACUACGAUGACGAUGAGUGCCCGAGUGAUCGCUUUGGCGCCAUGCUGGACGACAGCUGUUUGGACGGUGUUGCUGGUAUUAACCGAAUAGAUGAUUCGCUGGACCUUGGUCCUGGGUCGGUGGGUUCAACCGGCCCGCCCGGUUCUGGCGCGUGUUUCGGUGAGAUUGUGGCCUUCAAUGGACAUUUCACGCUGACCGACCCAACUCAGCAGCAGCAGCAACAGCAGCAGCAGCAACAACAACAGCAAGCUCAGCAUCAAUCACAGCAGUCACAUCACCUCAAUCAGCAACAGCAGCACCGCGGCACACUAGCGAGCUUUAACGAAAUCACCAAUGGACAACAGUGCCACCAGCCGUUGCUAUUGCAACCUUUCCAGUUCUCUUUGGCAAACCAACCGUUGGUUGCCAACAGCCUUCACCAGCAACAAAACCAGCACCAGCAGCAACAGCAGCAUCAGAGCCAGCAGCAGUUCCAGCAGCAACUGCGACAGUACGGUUGCCAGCAACAUCUGGUGGACUCGCAGGUUGCCGUGGAGAAUAUGGGAUUGCCGCUGCUGGCGGAAGCUUCGCUCGUGCCCAACUGUCAACCUUCACCAUCGGUGGACGGGUUCGGUGCCGCAUCUCUGUCACUUGACGGUAACAUCAUCGACAGCAACAGCCAGACUGACGUGUUACCCAUUCUGGACGAUAUGCUCGGUACCGCUAACAUGGACUACUCCUUCGAGGGGCUCGAAACGGCAUCGUCCUCCAGCGGUUCGCAUCUUGAGUUCAUCACCGAAGACAACAGUAUUUUCCUGUCGGAGCCGAACCUGAUCGGCUACAACGUUUAA
Molecule: messenger RNA, 2178 nt
Organism: Anopheles marshallii
Lineage: Eukaryota; Metazoa; Arthropoda; Insecta; Diptera; Culicidae
Product: myb-like protein P
Exons: 2
Coding region: 1-2178 (725 amino acids)
Biological process (GO): positive regulation of transcription by RNA polymerase II; cell differentiation; anatomical structure morphogenesis
Molecular function (GO): RNA polymerase II cis-regulatory region sequence-specific DNA binding; DNA-binding transcription factor activity, RNA polymerase II-specific
Source: RefSeq, a predicted model, not a curated record